GUCCGUCCCUUACCAGAGCCACCUUGUUGUUUGAACUUCACUAUUUGGUCUGUACCCGUACUAACCAGCUGGAACUGGCAGGGACUCGUUUUUUGUGUUUCUAUGAAAUAAAAUCCAUUUCGUCGCCGCUUUACGUUCUAAAGAUCCAAGUCUGGGAACGAUGUCGGAACGACGACUCGAUUGGAUCCCUACCGGCAACGGCAACAUGUCGUCAGAGGCGGACAGCAUUCUCACAGUCAACAGGUCGAGAACCAAAAAGGCAGAAGCGCCACCUAGCUCCUGGUACGAGAAGUACCUCCAGCCGUGCAUCGCGGAAUUCUUCGGCCUGAUCGUCUUUGCGUUCGUCGGAACCAUGGUGACGGGAUACGCCGGUACAGGUGGCCCCACGUGGUUGGUGGGCAUCGCCCUGACACACGGGCUGACGAUAGCCCUGCUCAUAGUGGGACUGGGGCACAUCAGUGGAGGUCACUUCAACCCUGCCGUGACCUUGGGAGUGACCUUGGCGGGAGGCAUCCACCCGUUACUGGCCGGAGGGUAUGGCAUCAGUCAGCUGAUGGGGUCUAUGAUCGGCGCGGCGUUCACCAAGGCUAUCCUACCCAACAUGACUUACACCAGUUGUCACGGCGGCACCCACAGUAUCGGCGAGGGUGUGUCUGUGGGCGGGGCCAUCCUGUGUGAAGCCAUCCUGACCAUGACCCUGGUGAUGACCGUCAUCAUGUCCGCAGUCGACUCCGCCUCCAAAGGGAAGGCCCUCCCGCCGCUCGCGAUCGGACUGGCCGUGGUUACCGGCAUCCUGUCGGGCGGCCCGUUCUCCGGAGCGUCCAUGAACCCAGCCCGCGCGUUCGGCCCGGCCGUGGUGGCGGGGGUGUGGAAGGACCACUACGUGUGGUGGCUGGGGCCGUUACUGGGCGGGGUCGUCGCAGGAGGUCUUUACAGCGCCCUCGGCUCCAAGGCCACGUGCGUAAGACCAGCGGAGCCGGCGGUGACGCGGCAGGUCACGUGGGAAGUUCUGGAGGUGGCCGAUAGGGAGACGUCAUUAUGACGGUCCUUAUUAGGUCCUUCUUGGCGAGCAACGAUCGGCGACUUCUAUUCAAAAUUGACGAAACGUUACGUUACUAAAAAAAUCAACUCCC
This is a messenger RNA of Branchiostoma floridae (Florida lancelet), 1133 nucleotides long. RefSeq names its product aquaporin-8-like. Gene Ontology annotation, biological process: transmembrane transport. The transcript is spliced from 8 exons. Bases 161 to 1042 code for a protein of 293 amino acids. Gene Ontology annotation, molecular function: water channel activity. Lineage: Eukaryota; Metazoa; Chordata; Leptocardii; Amphioxiformes; Branchiostomatidae. The record is from RefSeq and is a predicted model, not a curated record. Gene Ontology annotation, cellular component: plasma membrane.